AUGCGGAAUGCGAACCUGACAGAGUUCGGCCGCCUGCGCGACCCGAUCCGGACGGACCAUUACCCAGCAUUGUCCGACGACGUGACGGACAUUCGCAGGGUGUGGUACGAUCGGUUCAAGGACCUCUGGACGAGACUCGAGCCGCAUCUCCACGAGAACGACAAGAGAAUCUUCGUCUUGCUGGUGAACAAGAUGGUGCAAUCGAAGCAGAAGCAGUCGUCGUCUGAGCAACUCCUCCCCGGUCAGGACGGGGAGAUGCCCGUCAACUACCGCAAGAACUAUGUCUUUCAGAGCUAUUCGGUGCAACUGCAGUGGAUUCCCUUCAUCAUGGCGCGUUCCAUGUUCGGGUUCAGCGCAGUGUCUGAGGUCUCGGGCGGCAAGACGUUUGCCAAGUUCAAGAAGUACUGGCAUGCAGACGACUACGAGACCGACAUGCUCCCGAAGAACUGGUCGCGCCGCCGCGACAUCGAGAAGAACCUGCCGGGUCAAAAGGACAUCGUCGUCGCGAGCCAGGCGGACAGCCCAGCCACUGACCUGGCGGGGCCGACGACAGCUGGCCAGGAACCGCCGGUCGUGCCCGAGAAGCGCAAGGGGUCGAUGAUCGAGGACGAGGUCAAGCGACUCAAGCAGUCUGUCUGCCCCGUGCCCGCCACGCCAGACGCGCACAUCAACCCAUGCGCUGCACAGUAUGGCAAUCCGCGCAACACUUUUAUCGCCCAGGCGGGGUUCUACGGUGAAGAGCUCCUCAGGAACAGAGAGCAGAUUGCCUCCGUGGCGGACGAAUCGAGACGCGAGAUCGAGAGAUUGAAGGCCGAUUUCGAAGCAAAGCUUGAGAGGUUACGAGGCGAGUUUAUGGAGGGAAUGGCCCGUGCCCACGGACAAGUUGAAGCCAAGACGGUCGAGGCGGCGGAACUCAGAGCUGAGAAACAGGAGCUACACGAUCGGUGCCAGAUGGCCGAAACUCGAAAUCAGGAAACCGAAGCUUGGGUUCAGGAGAUCGAGAGGCGGGUUCGAAAGAUCGAAACUCGGCUUCAAGCGGUCGAGACGCGCAGCCAGGAGAUCGAUAUUCAAGUCGACGCGAUGGACAAGGCGGCGGUUGAGGGAUUCCGAGCCAUUGUCGCCCAGCUUCCAGGUGCACGAAUUUAUGCGCCUCCUCUUCCUGAUAAGGCGCCGCGUUCGUGA
This is a messenger RNA of Purpureocillium lilacinum, 1182 nucleotides long. RefSeq lists its product as uncharacterized. Lineage: Eukaryota; Fungi; Ascomycota; Sordariomycetes; Hypocreales; Ophiocordycipitaceae. The record is from RefSeq and is a predicted model, not a curated record.